AUGUAUUCAAAACAUGAAAAAAUUCCAAUGAAAGAUUUUGGAUCUGAAAUCCGCGCAACAAUGGACAUUGACCACUUGUUAAAUAAAGCUGUAUUACUUUUGGAUUUGCAAGAAACUUCAUUAGAAGAAAUUUUUGCAAAAAUAAUUCAUGAAAUGGAUAUCCAAGAACCAGAAUUUACAAGUGAACAAGUUCGUUCUGUUCUUUUUACGCAAGAUGCUGGAAAUCAAUUUCACAUUUUGAGUCGAACAGUACAAAGCAUUUGCACAACUGGCACAGUUGGUGGAACUUUUGAUUAUGAUCAAACAUGGAUUUGUGCUCUUUGUAUGCUAAGUACUGUCCAGCACCGUCAUGUAGCUAUUGCUCGCCUUUCUCAUCCAACCAAUUUGGGCAGAACAAUGCAAGAUCUCCGUUUUAUUAUUAUUGUUAUUGCUCCAUCUAGAGCGAAAGGCACAAAGACAGCAUUAGAAACAACAAGAACAUUUGCCACACUUUUUGCUGAUAUGGAUAUUAGACAACGUCUUGUAAUGGCCCAUUCAGUUGAGGCAUUUAGAGCAACACUUUUGGAAGCAGCAAAAGAAUUAGCACUUGAACAAUCACAAUGGAGAGAAAGAAAAUCUUCGAUUCAUUUAAGUCAAGCAAAAGAACAAGUUUUUGGUCUAGGCAAAUUCUUUCCAUUUCGUGGUCUCAUAGAAGACUUUAAAAUGCGCAAAAAGCAUUAUAUUUCUGACUAUUUAGAUGGUUUAAGAGGUCAUCGUACAAUGCAAAAAAUGUUUUCUUCAAUUAUUUUUCUUUAUUUUGCUUGUCUUCUUCCCGCAAUUGCUUUUGGUGUGCUCAAUGAUGAUAAUACGGGUGGUAGAAUUAAUGUUAGAAAAGGAAUACUUGCUCAGGCAAUCGGAGGAGUUUUCUUUGCUGCUUUUGGUGGCCAACCAAUGAUUAUUUUAUUAACAACUGUCCCUCUAGCAAUAUAUAUUAAAGUAAUAUAUAGGAUAUCAGAAUCCCUUGGUUAUGAUUUUUUCGCAAUGUAUGCUUGUGUUGGCCUUUGGUGUCAAUUUUUUCUAGUUAUUUAUGCAGCUACUGAACUUUGUAGUUUAAUGAAAUUGGCAACAAGAUCAGCAGAAGAAAUGUUUUCACUUUUUAUAGCUAUUGCUUUUGCUGUUGAAAGUGUUAGAGCAAUCCAUACAAGUUUCAUUGAUAACUAUCUAAGCUGUAUUGACACAACAUCCGUUGCUCAACCUCAAAACUUUUCUUUAUUAAACCAAAAAUUAUUAACAAAUACAACAGAAUUAAUCUAUCCACAGAUUGAAAAUGGUUGUAAUAGAGAUACUUUUAUUCUUUAUCUUCUUUUAAUGUUUGGAACAUUAUGGGUUGCCCUGUUUCUUUAUAACUUUAGAAAAACUCCUUAUUUGACACGAUCAAGGCGUGAAUGGCUAGCUGAUUAUGCAUUACCUGCUUCUGUUCUUAUAAUGUCAUUUCUUGGAGAACAUACAUUUUCUAAAAUUGAUAGUAAAUUUAUUUUACUCAAUUUUAAAAUUGAAAAAAAAUUUUUAGAAGAUAUUUUCCAUAUGAGAGCAGAUGUUUCUCUUCUUAAAAUUCCCGAAUUUUGGCGCCUCUCUUGGCAGGCUAUUUUUGUUUGCUUCAUUCUUGGCUUUUUCCUCUCUUUUCUUUUUUAUAUGGAUCAAAAUAUUUGUUCAGCUAUUGUUAAUAAUAAUCAAAAUAAAUUAAAGAAGGGAAGUGCUCAACAUUUAGAUUUACUUGUUGUUUCUAUUUUAAAUAUGUUCCUCUCUGUUAUGGGACUUCCAUGGAUGCAUGGAGCUUUACCUCAUUCUCCACUUCAUGUUAGAGCAUUGGCUGAUGUAGAGGAGAGAGUAGCUCAAGGACAUGUACAUGAAGUAAUAAUGAAUGUUCGAGAAACUCGACUAGCAACAUUUAUAGCUCAUAUAUUAAUCCUUGCUUCGACGUUUUUUCUUCUACCAUCACCUUUACAGUCAAUUCCCACAUCUGUAUUACACGGCCUUUUCCUUUAUAUGGCAUUCACUUCAUUGUCAGGCAAUGAAAUGGUUGAAAGAUUGUUAUUACUUAUUACUGAACAGCAAGCAUACCCUCCAACUCAUUACAUUCGUCGAGUACCACAACGUAAAGUUCAUUUAUUUACAACUUGCCAACUUAUUCAAUUAAUUAUUCUUUGUGCUGUUGGUUUUAGCCCAUAUCCUUUCAUAGAAAUGGUCUUUCCAAUUGUUUGUUUUUGCUUCUUGCCAAUUCGACACAUUCUAAUACCUCGAAUUAUUGACUACAAAUAUUUGGAUGCUUUGGAUGGUCGACAUUAA
Messenger RNA from Meloidogyne enterolobii, 2325 nucleotides. The record is from the annotation of a GenBank genome assembly. NCBI's taxonomy places the organism in Eukaryota, Metazoa, Nematoda, Chromadorea, Rhabditida, Meloidogynidae.